UGGGUACCUGAUCAGUAUCGGGAAUCUUGCUGGAUAUACGGCGCAGACUGCACUGCAUGGAAGGUGUUAGGAAUCCAGUUGCCUUCCCUCGGGAGUCACCUGUGACUUCCUUAGUGAAGCGACCAAUUCUCCUGUGCGCAUGCACUGCUGUUUGGACCCCUCCAGUUUUUUUCCUCUCUCCGCCAGCUGGCUGGCUUCUGGGUGUGUGUGGAUGAAGAAGAGAGAUCGGAGCUUGGUACCACCGGCUAACAGCAUCUUCCCCGGGUGCUUUCUGCUCAGAAGGAGACUCGUGUCAGCGUGAUGCACAUUUGUAGCCGGAGAACGGAGCCAGGUUUCCAUUCAAGAUUCUGGGAUCUUGCCGUUUAUAUUUAGAGGGCAGAUAUUCUGCAGCAGGGAAAUGGCAGCUUCAACGCCAAAAUCAACGUGCCCCUCGAAAAAGAGAGUGAAAAUCCACCCAAACACCGUGACUGUGAAAUACACUGCACAUUAUCCACAACCUGAGGAUGAGGGCUUUGAAGAGACCUAUCACGAUACAGAAAACUACAUGGAAGACAAUCCCAAAAAAAGACUCCUGAGUGACACAAAAAGGCGAGGAAGAUCAUUCUUUGGGACAAUUAAUGUUCGUCAGAGUUCAUCAGAUGAACAGAAAGAUAAAGGCAUAGUACAGCCGACAGAAAAUGUUGGAGAGAGUGUGGCUUCUGCACCAAGAAUAACGUGGGUGGCUCUGUUUGGGGCUGCCCUGGCCCAUGGUUGCGUUGCAUUGAUUACUAGACUUGCAGCUGAUCGGUCCAAAGUGCCAUCUCUUGAACUCCUGUUCAUUCGUUCUGUUCUUCAAGUCUUCGCUGUGGUGGUUGUCUGUUACGGCAGCGAGCAUCCUCUUGGACCCAAAGGAUACAGGAUGCGUCUCUUUCUUUACGGGGUAUGCAAUGUCAUUUCCAUCACCUGUGCGUACACCUCCUUUUCAAUUGUACCCCCAAGCAACGGGACCAUUAUGUGGAGAGCCACCACUACAGUCUUCAGUGCCAUCCUAGCCUUCCUUUUGGUGGAUGAACGGUUGGAGUACACUGAUGUUGUAACAGUGAUCUGCAGUGUAUUUGGGCUUUGUCUAGUCAUGAUCCCUAAUAUCGUUGAUGAAGAUGAUUCAUUGGUGGGCAGAUGGAAGGAAGCAUUUGGCUACACCAUGACAGUAAUGGCGGGGUUGACCACAGCUCUGGCCAUGAUCAUUUACAGAGCUAUUAAGGACAAGGUUAGUAUGUGGACUGCCCUUUUCACCUUUGGAUGGACAGGUACAGUGUGGGGUGUGUCCACAAUGUUUAUCUUGCAAGAGCCUAUUAUACCACUGGAUGGGGAAACCUGGGGAUAUCUAUUAGGGAUCUGUAUUUGUUCUACGGUGGCUUUCUUAGGUGUAUAUUAUGCAUUGAAUCGAUUCCACCCAGCAUUAGUUAGUACAGUUCAACACUUAGAAAUUGUAGUGGCCAUGAUUCUCCAGUUACUGGUCCUCCAUAUGUUUCCAACUGUGUAUGAUCUUAUCGGUGGAUCAAUAAUCAUCUUCAGUGUCUUUGCAUUCACUGGUUACAAGCUUUAUAGGGUUAAUUGGAAUAAGAGGCAGGAUUACUUGGAGAUAAUAAAUUCCCCCAUCAAAUGAAUGUUGCUAAUCUUGUGAAUAAUUGGAGAAUUAAAUGGGAUCAAGCUGCUUUAUGAGUGUCAAACGUGCAAUGUUCUUUGGUAUUGUGUUGUCAGAGGAUGGUCUACUGCUGUGAUGUUCUCAAUGUUGUAUGGAAUAAAAUGUGCAACAG
This is a messenger RNA of Leucoraja erinaceus (little skate), 1796 nucleotides long. Its product is annotated as solute carrier family 35 member G2-like. Bases 398 to 1645 code for a protein of 415 amino acids. The transcript has 3 exons. Lineage: Eukaryota; Metazoa; Chordata; Chondrichthyes; Rajiformes; Rajidae. The record is from RefSeq and is a predicted model, not a curated record. Gene Ontology annotation, cellular component: membrane.